Maylandia zebra (zebra mbuna) is the source of this 794-nucleotide messenger RNA. RefSeq lists its product as uncharacterized. The record is from RefSeq and is a predicted model, not a curated record. NCBI's taxonomy places the organism in Eukaryota, Metazoa, Chordata, Actinopteri, Cichliformes, Cichlidae.
AACGAUCUUCCCGAGACAGGAAAAGACUGUACUCUAGCUCUGGCAGAGAUAGAGAAAAACACUACAGGGAUAGGAGUCACGAACGAGAAAGCGACGAUGAUCGUCACCGGUACAGACGGGACUACAAAGACAGUCACCACCGCCAGUACAGGGAUUGUUUCCCCCUUUCUGGACGUUACUACAGGGAAUGGGAGGCCGAUCGUCACCGGGAGCAAACCUUCCAGCACCCUCGGGAGCGUGAUCGCGACAGGUGCUCUAACCAUUACUACCGCUACCGGUCAAGAGAGGACAUUGACCAUGAGCGAAGGGGAUAUGGUUACUCCCACCGAGAGGAGUCUCGUGGCAGUCGGAGGUGGUUGCAGGAUAGUAAAGACUCCUGGACAAUUAAGGAUAAGAGUAAUGGCAAAGAGAGAGAAAAUUACUCCUCAAAGGAAGGAAAUUUCUCACCUUCUACAGCACCAGAAACAAACAAGUUCAAGGGCUCGCCUUUCCUCUCCAGACAAAGAGGUUCAAAAUCGCAAGAGGACUCUCGGCAAAGACAGGGACGACAGCUCUGAGGCCCGCCACACUAAAAAACACAAAAAGAGUAAGAAAAAGAAGAAAUCAAAGGAUAAAGACAGACACCGUGAGAGUGGAAGUUCUGACGGAGAUUCAGACAGAGCUGCGGAAAUGAAGAAGAAAAAGAAAAAGAAGAGACAUCGGGACAGCGAUCCCAAACUGCACAGCCCAGUGCUCUGAGCCAGGGCCGUGCAGAGAGGUUUAAAGGGGCGGGUGCUUAAAGCUAAAAAGGGGCA